UAAUUGAAGGAAAUAGUGAGUCUAAUCAAAUGUCUGAAAAUAAUAUAUUAGAAAAUUAUAAUAUUAGUGAAGAAAUUUAUAGUGAUAAUAGUGAACUUGGUGAUACUAAUAGUGCAGAAUUUCCAAAUACUGCAUAUAAAGAUUUUAUAGAUAUA
Scutellospora calospora is the source of this 155-nucleotide messenger RNA. The record is from the annotation of a GenBank genome assembly. NCBI's taxonomy places the organism in Eukaryota, Fungi, Glomeromycota, Glomeromycetes, Diversisporales, Gigasporaceae.